Molecule: messenger RNA, 2687 nt
Organism: Macadamia integrifolia
Lineage: Eukaryota; Viridiplantae; Streptophyta; Magnoliopsida; Proteales; Proteaceae
Product: zinc finger CCCH domain-containing protein 32-like
Exons: 3
Coding region: 153-2447 (764 amino acids)
Molecular function (GO): metal ion binding
Source: RefSeq, a predicted model, not a curated record
GUGGUUGAGACUUGAGAGAGAGAGAGAGCUCUCUCCAAAGCCUCGACUCUUUUCCUUCUUCUUCUUCUCUCUCUCUCCCCCUCUCCCCCUCUUCCGAUCUUUUCGCGAACUGGAUUUGAAAUCAAGGGAUCUUUUGAGGUUACAGAGCGGCUAUGAAUUCAGGGACUCGGGAAUCAGGUCAGGCCGUGCCGACAGCCGAGGAAGAGUUUCUGAAAAGGAAUACGGAUUGUGUUUAUUUCCUUGCAUCGCCUUUGACCUGCAAAAAGGGAAAUGAAUGUGAAUAUCGUCAUAGUGAAGCUGCCAGGAUUAACCCCAGGGAUUGCUGGUACUGGAUGAAUGGCAACUGCUUGAAUCCAAAAUGUGCAUUCCGGCACCCACCACUUGAUGGCUUGAUAGGAACCCCAGGAGCACCUUCAGUAGGACUGUUGUCUAUGCCACCUUCGCAAAAUGUAGCAUUACAACUGCCUCCAGGCCAUACUCCUGCUUAUAGCCUGACUAAACAACCUGUUCCCUGCUAUUACUUCCAGAAGGGGCUUUGUUUGAAGGGUGACAGAUGCAGCUUCAUGCAUGGCCCACAACCCACCAGUGAUUCUUCAGCACAGCAACAAACACCAAAAGCUUCUACAACUGUUUCUGAGCCUCAGGAUCGAAAAAACACUUUUGGGGCCCUCCAAAGGUGUACUCAACAGCAGAUUGCCCUAGAAAACAUUGCAAAUACAGUUCGAGUCCCACCUCCCCCAAAACAAGUUAUGACUAAUGAAACCUCUCUGCCAAAAAACGGUGUUGUUAAGAGAAAUAUACUGCCACUAAAUGCAUUGGAUGAUGAGCGUCUUAAAUAUGUUACAAAAAAUGGUCCUCCUAUUGCCAGUGGGAACUCUGUACCAAGGUCCCAGCAUAGUCGCCAGGCUCAGGCAUUUGAUGAUCGCUUUCCUCAGAAUGGUAAAGAGGCUGAUGAGUUCUUAAGAGAAUUCUCUCCUGGUUUUGAUGUUCUUGUUGAUAAUGGACUCAGGGAUUCUGAUUACUAUCAAACUGAAGAUGAUUACAGAAGAACAGCCAGCCAUGAGGGAAGGCAUAUGAACUCUGGGAAUGAUUUUGAAUAUGACCAUUCAGUUGAUUAUGCUCCGGUUGCUAAAUAUGACCAAAAACCCUAUGAUGAUCCAUAUGGGAAGAUGCAAGAUCAUUAUGCUUUGGAACAGCGAAGGGCUUCAUCUGAGAAGAAAUCAGAAAGGCCAUAUUUGCCCGAAAAGAGAGGGUACCCUAGAGAUGGGAUCCUGGAUCAGAUUGGUGAGUCAGAUCUGCGCCAUCGGCUAUCGAAGCAGAGGAGGGUCAAUGGUUCAAGGUCGGUAGUUAGCCCUGACCGUCGUGGUGACAUCCAUUGGAGGGAUGACCAUGAUCGUCAUAUUCAGGAUCAAAGAUACCGGAAUCACUCUUCUAGAGAUUCACGCCAUAUGCCUCGUGAGAAUUCUAGAAGCAAUCGGCUGCAUUCUCGACUCACGCUUCCUGGGAAAUCUUCACCAGAAAGCAACCAUAAUGACCCGUAUCCAGAGAGGGAAAUGGAUAGAGGAAGGAAUCGUGCCAGAUUGUCACCAGGCAGGCCUUCGAUAUCCCCCCACGAGGGAAGGCACCAAGACAGAAUUAAAUGGCGAGGCCAGGAUGACUUCAGAGAGGCCAGAAAUACUAGAGGGGGGCCCAACGGAAGAGAUGGAGUGGAUAAUAUCACUUUAGGUUUUACUGGUCCAAAAAGUCUUGCUGUGCUGAAAAGUGCAAACGUCUUAGAGAGCAGUGAAAGUCGGCAUGCAAAGGUUCGACAAGUCUCUCCCCUGAACGAGCAGAAGAACCCGAAGAUAGGAAAACCAUUGGGUCAUCAAGAAUCUGAAGGUUCACUUUCUUUUGAGGGCCCCAAGUCUUUGAGUGAGAUUUUGAAGAGAAAGAGAGAAGUAGAAACAGCAUCUUCUGGGAAUAGCACCGUUUCCCGAAAUAGAGAGGUAGAUAGCCCAAGAGAGAGUGGGGAAAUCAUCACAGGCAGCCCUGGGACGUCAGCAGUUGCAGAGACAGAGACUGUUCAGACCUCAGUGCCUGAGAAAGAAGCCAACCAUCAGACUCAGGUGGGUAGUAAGGAAGAAUCUAGGUCUUCAAAUGCUGAUCUAGUUAAAGCUGCUGAAGACAAUGAAGGUCAGAUCUAUGCAGAAGGUGCUGACAUGGUUCACAAAGGUGACUCUUUGGAUGCCCAGAAGGGGACCGAGUUUGAGACGGAAGAUGGAAUGAUGGUUGAUGAUGCGAUGGAAGAUCAAGAAGAUCAAGACCUCGAAAACUUUGAUAACAGGGAUGGAGAGUAUGAUUAUGAGCAGGCUGAUGGUGGGGAUGAUGAAAAUGUGGACCCAGAAGAGUACUUUGAUGAUGAAGAUGGGGAUGACUUUGCAAAGCGGAUUGGUGUCAUGUUUUCUUAGGAUUGUAGUCAUUUUUGGUGUUGCAAGUUCCCAUAGGAGGAUAGGACUUUUAGCUGUUUUUUAUUUGAAAGGCUUGGAAUGGCUGUUUCAACUGAGCCAAUGUAUGAUGCAGCUGUUGUUUUCUGCAAUGCAGCAGUAAGGAAGCCUUUGUUGUAUUAAUCAAAGCCUGUUUUUGUAUUUAACAUUGAGCUAAUGCAAAUUUCUUUCCUUGGGUAGUUGCUCAUGGUGAUGCCCACUAAA